AGUGGCGGCUGUUCUCCACAACCACAACUGUUUCCCGCAGCUUGAUCGAAACAUUUGUGCGAAGUUGAGACGUUCGUGUUGGGCAUUUUUCCUUGCGUUUCGUGCCACAAAUCAUGGAAACACUGUUAGAGCAGCAACGGCGGUAUCAUGAGGAAAGAGAACGCCUCAUAGACGCCCAAGCGAAGGAGAUGCUUCACAAGAAAUCGACGAAUAGAGAUCAAAUAAAUUCGGAUCAUCGUCUGAAGCUUCUUCUCGACAGAUACAUGGAAUGCACAGGGAACUUGAAGGAGCUUUACGAAGACAGAGAUGGGCUUCGAAAAGAGGAGAUAUCGGCCCUUUCGGGCCCCAAUGAGUUUGCCGAGUUCUAUUCGAGGCUGAGAACUGUCAAGGAAUUUCACAGGAAGCACCCUAAUGAGAUCCAAGUGCCCAUGUCUGUUGAGUUUGAAGAAAUGAACAAAGCACGGGAAAAUCCAUCGGAGGACAUGCAGAAUCUGGUAGAAUUUUCGGAUGAAGAAGGCUAUGGCAAGUACCUUGACUUGCAUGAAUGCUACGAGAAGUACAUCAACCUUAAAGGAAUCGAGCGAGUGGACUACUUGUCAUACCUGUCAACGUUUGACCAGCUCUUUGACAUCUCGAAGGAAAAGAAAAAUUCGGAGUACAAGAAGUACCUGGAUUGUCUCUUGGAUUACUUUCAGGAUUACACCCUUAGAGUGAAGCCUCUGCUUGACAUCAACCAGGAAAUGGAGAAUGUGAUGGCAGACUUUGAGAAACAGUGGGAAGCGGGAACAUUUCCUGGCUGGCAGAAAGAAGCUGGGAGUGCUUUGGCACAUGCCGGAGCCCAUCUUGACCUGUCUGCAUUCUCGUCCUGGGAGGAGCUGGCUUCUCUAGGGCUGGACAGACUCAAGUCUGCCUUGAUGGCUCUGGGUCUAAAGUGUGGAGGCACUCUGGAAGAGCGUGCCCAGCGCCUCUUCAGCUCCAAAGGGAAACAGAUCAGUGAGCUGGAUCCUUCCCUGUUCACCAAGUCGAAGCCGGGCCGGACAAAGGACACGGAAAAACAGAAGGAGAUUGCGACGUUGGAGGCACAGCUGUACCGCUUUGCUGAGAUCCUCUCUGUAAGCAGUUUUGUCUCUCUCUCUCCGUGUUUGCUGGGGAUCCCAGACUGA
Ixodes scapularis (black-legged tick) is the source of this 1163-nucleotide messenger RNA. Its product is annotated as splicing factor 3A subunit 3. NCBI's taxonomy places the organism in Eukaryota, Metazoa, Arthropoda, Arachnida, Ixodida, Ixodidae. Gene Ontology annotation, cellular component: spliceosomal complex. Gene Ontology annotation, molecular function: RNA binding. Gene Ontology annotation, biological process: mRNA splicing, via spliceosome. The transcript is spliced from 12 exons. Bases 114 to 1163 code for a protein of 349 amino acids. The record is from RefSeq and is a predicted model, not a curated record.